GGGGGCACUGACUGUAGACACAUUUAAAGAGGAGAGUCCAACAACAUAAUCUGCUGAUCACAAAUAAACACAACACACCAAACCAGUGAAGACUGUAAGGGCUUAAAGAAACAACCUUCGUUUGGUGACCGGUACAGCAGUAUGAGUUCAAAGGAAGGCACUGGCGUGCUGAAAUCCGAAACAGAUGAACCCAAAGCUACAGGUAGUGUCAAUGAGAAGUUGUUAUGUCACUAUUUGCACCGCAUCUUUCCUGAAUCGAGUAAACCCGGACCAGCAUCUGCAGCACACAGAAAACCACUGUCGUUCGAAAACCUUGGAGAUCAUCUGGAGAAACUGUUGACUGAGGAUGAUCUUCCUGAGGACGGUCAAGAUCAGGUGGAAGGCUGUCUCGGACCUAAGACUGUUGUUCUGGAUCACAGCAGUGGAUUUGAAGGGCUGCUAUUUGUUGACGAUGACCUCUUAGGGGUGAUCGGCCACAGCAACUUCAGUUCAAUCAGAGCCACCACAUGUGUUUACAAAGGGAAAUGGGUCUACGAAGUCCUCAUCUCAUCUCAAGGGUUGAUGCAGAUUGGCUGGUGCACAAUAAACUGCAGGUUCAACCAGGAGGAGGGAGUUGGAGACACGCCAGACUCGUACGCUUAUGACGGGAACAGAGUUCGCAAGUGGAACGUUUCAACCACCAACUAUGGCAAGUCUUGGGCUGCUGGAGAUAUCGUCAGCUGUCUGAUAGAUUUGGAUGAAGGAACAAUUACAUUUUGUUUAAAUGGACAGUCUCUUGGUGUGGCAUUCAGUAAUAUUAAGAUGGGGCCCAGCAUAGCUUAUUUUCCAGCCAUCAGUUUGUCAUUCAAGGAGUCUGUAGCAUUCAACUUCGGCAGCCGUCCUCUCAGGUACCCUGUGGAGGGUUACCGUCCACUACAAAGCCCACCAACCUCUGACCUCAUCAAAGCCAACAGACUUCUGGGAUACAUCAAAACUCUUCUGUCCACCACCAUUGACACAGAGGAGGAAAAGGUUGUUGAGAGCAGCAGUGCAUCAUGGCAGCUUCAUGGCGAUUCGACGGUCCUGAUGACCCUUGCACAUAUAUUUAACCAUUUUUCACCUCUUAUGUGUAAAGUUUAUUUGGUGGAGGAUGUGUUGAUGAAGUUCUUGUUGAGUAUACUGGAAGGUGGAGGAUCGGUUGAAGAGCAUCCGCUUAUACAAGAAUUGCUUGAUCUGUUCUGGCUGCUCAUGGAGGACUAUGAGGUGAACGAGUGUUUGAAACAGCUGAUGAUGUCACUGCUGAGAGCGUAUCGCUUUUCUCCCAUCAUUCCUGAUUUGGGAUUUCAGAUUCAUUACCUGCGUCUGACCGCGGCAAUCCUCAGUCAUGAGAAGUCCAGGAAGUACCUGCUCAGCAACGUAUUGUUCGAUGUGCUGCGAUCUGUGGUCUUCUUUUACAUCAAGACUCCUCUGAGGGUGAACGAGGCGGGGCUAGAUGAACUGAUCCCAACCACAUGGUGGCCAACGCGCUUCGACAAAGAGGGUAAAGAUGAGAGAGAUACACGAGAAGAGACAUCAGAGGAGAGGCUGAAACGCCGGGCAUACGAGCGAGGCUGUCACAGGCUAAAGAAAAGGAUUGAGGUUGUGGAGGAGCUACAAGUUCAGAUUCUCAGACUGAUGUUAAACAACAAGGACAAAGGAACGGAAACGGGGGAAGCUUCCCGAUACAUUUUCCUAAACAAAUUCCGCAAGUUUCUGCAAGAGAACGCCAGCAAUCGAGGGAACCCCACAGUUUUAUGUCCUCCUGAAUACAUGGUGUGCUUUCUACACCGGUUGAUCACGGCCAUCAGGAGCUACUGGGAUGAAGGGAGGGAAAAAUGUCCUGGAACCAUCAGCAGUGAAGACGCCUAUGUUCCCCCUCAGCUGUUUUACAACGGGAAGGUGGAUUACUUUGAUCUUCAGAGGCUCGGUGGACUUCUUUCGCAUUUGAAGAAGACACUAAAAGAUGACUUGGCCACAAAGGCCAACAUCAUCAUAGACCCAGCGGAGAUCCAAGCCACCUCCAUGGAUGACCUGGAUGAAGAUGAGGAGUCGGGAGCCACACAGAGACCAUCUGGCGCCAUUGGUGGUGCAAUGGCUCGUCCCGGCUGGUUGAGCUCGCCGACCCUGGGCCGGGCCAACCGGUUCCUCAGCACCGCCACCGUCAGCCUCAUGUCCCCCGGACGACCACUCGCCCCACCUGAGAAGGUUAAAGUCCGGACGCUUGUAGUAGACCAAAGAACAGAGGAAGACAUUGAGGGAAGCCAUAGUAACGACGGACUGUUGCUGGGGCGACCGUUAGAAGAGACCGAUCAGCCAAUCGCGGAGAAGUCUCUUCUGGAAAUCCUGGAUGGAGUUGUGAUGAUGUAUAAUUUAAGUGUCCAUCAGCAGCUCAGCAAGAUGGUGGUCAUAUCUGAUGAUAUUCAUGAAUACGCAGUUGCCCUUAAGGACAUAGAGGAUAAGAUCGCCCAAUGCUCAAGCAAAAAAGCGGAAAUUCUAGAGGAGUUGCAAAAGAGCCAAAGAGUGUUUGCUGAGAAGUUAAACCACUUGAGUCGCAGGCUGGCCUGGAUCAACGUCACCAUCUUUUCCAAGGAGAAGAUGUUGGAUGUUUACUGGCUCCUACGUGUAUGCAUCCGCACCAUCGAGCAUGCGGACAACACAGGCUCCUUGUUCGCAUUCAUGCCAGAAUUCUACCUCAACGUGGCCAUGAACAGCUACAGCGCCCUCAAGAACUACUUUAGCCCAUCCAACUGCAUGGAAGAACUGCCAGAGUAUGAGGAGACGCUCACACAGCUCGCUGCCAUUCUCUCCAAACACUUUGCAGAUCCGCGGAUCGUCGGUACAGAUAUUAAAGAUUCUCUGAUGCAGGCUUUGGCCAGUUACGUGUGUUAUCCACAGUCCCUGAGAGCCGUCGAGAGGAUCCCAGAGGAUCAGCGGAUGGCUAUGAUGAGGAACUUACUGGCUCCAUAUGAACAGAGACCCUGGGCUCAAACCAAUUGGAUUCUGGUUCGUCUCUGGAGGGGUUGUGGCUUUGGCUACAGGUACACUCGCUUACCUCACCUGCUGAAGACCAAACCUGAGGAUGCCAACUUACCCAGUCUGCAGAAGCCGUGCCCAUCACUUCGGCUCCAGAAACACAUGGCCGAUCUCCUCAGUCGAGACAAAGACAUGGCUGCCAGUUUCCUCAACAGUGUCCUCAACCAGCUCAACUGGGCUUUCUCAGAGUUCAUCGGCAUGUUACAGGAGAUCCAGCAAGCGGCAGAGCGACCGGAAAGGAAUUUCGUGGACACACGGCAACUAAAAGUGUGCGCGACCUGCUUUGACCUGUCUGUAAGUCUGCUGCGGGUUCUAGAGAUGACUGUUACUCUAGUACCGCAGAUAUUCCUGGACUGGUCCCGCCCCUCUGCUGAACUGCUGCUUCGACGAUUGGCUCAGCUACUGAACCAGGUGCUAAAUCGAGUUACAGCGGAAAGAAACCUGUUUGACCGAGUGGUCAACUUGCGCCUCCCAGGUCUGGAAAGUGUUGACCACUAUCCCAUCCUCGUUGCUGUUACAGGGAUUUUAGUGUGUAUUCUGGUUGACUCGGACAAACAAGGGAUCUCACGGGCUACUGCGGUGCUGCUGUCAGAUCCUUGCUUCCAGCUUCGGUCCAUCCAGUAUCUUCUCGGAGAAGGAGAAUCCGGAGCCACGAGCACAGACAGCAAGCACUUUUCUCUGCACACGUACACGGACUACAUCAGCGCAGAAGAAAAGCAGAAGGUAGAACAGAUGCUAGCUUUCCUGACGGAAGAGUCCAAACAAGCGGCAGCCAGCACAGCACCAACCAGUGAGGAGGAUCUCUGCCCUAUCUGCUAUGCACACUCGAUAUCAGCCAUCUUCAAGCCGUGCUCUCACAAAUCCUGCAAGGCCUGUAUCAAUCAACACUUGAUGAAUAACAAGGACUGCUUCUUUUGCAAGGCCACCAUCACUGGAGUAGAUGAUUACACUAUACCAGGCCUCUCUUAGCAUGCGCUUCACACACACCUACACCUUUGGGUACUCAACAUGAACAUGACUUUUUCCCCAAAGACUCUCUAAAAACACACGUGCGCAGACUGGGCAUCCACCACACCCUUGAAAAGUCACUUCCAUGUUCAGUCUCUUCUCCAUCUGUUCGAUUUGGCAGUGAACCCCUCUAGUGAAUUUUGUCCUCUGGCAAAUAGACAGAGGCCUUGCAAGAUGGCAAUCGUUCCCAGGUGUCACUGUGAUGAACGGUUGAGGUCACGUUUGGAGUUGCUGUCUUAUAGGAAAGCAGUCCGAUGCUGAAUCGGAACGAUCUGAGGACAUCAAGGACGCUUGGAUACCGGAAAUGACAAAUUCUGCAUCAGAUGGAUGACUUGGUGUUCCUCUCAUACCUCCGUCACAAUCUCACUUCAUCUGUUGUCGUCGUUUUUUCUCCUCUUGGCCUGUCUCUUUAUUUUAUUACUACUUUUCUCAAUCUCUUUUUGUGUCGUCUCAUCACAAACACUUGAUAUAACAGCACAUCGUAACAAUCAGGAAAGCGGAUAUAAACUUGGUACUAGUGUACGCCUUUAAAUCAUUAUCUGCAUUUGGUAAUGUUUUUAUAUUCUAUACUGACAGCCAUAUUUGACGCACUGUAGAGCAUAACCUACAUGUUUGUGGACAUCAAAAUAUUACAUACAUUAGUAACACUAUAUGAAAUAACAUUUUAUUGAGGAUUUAUUACGCAUCACACAGGAUAAGAAUUUAUUGUGUGUGUACAGUUCGAUUUACGCCUUAGAGAAAUGCUUUUAAUUUUACCUGUAAAGAAAGUUUGAACUGGUCAAGUUACACUUUCCCCUGCAACAA
Messenger RNA from Paramisgurnus dabryanus, 4863 nucleotides. RefSeq names its product ring finger protein 123 (gene rnf123). Gene Ontology annotation, cellular component: cytoplasm. Gene Ontology annotation, molecular function: protein binding; ubiquitin-protein transferase activity. The record is from RefSeq and is a predicted model, not a curated record. NCBI's taxonomy places the organism in Eukaryota, Metazoa, Chordata, Actinopteri, Cypriniformes, Cobitidae.